AUGGACACUUUCUACACUCCGAUGAGGACCCCAACGGCCAAAGCGCGACGAAAGGCUCUGUCACCCACCGAACAGGUGCCUGUUGAAGCGGGCCCUAGUUUUUCUUCACCUUAUGCGGUGGUUGAGUUGGGGAUGGAUGAAAAUGAAAUGAGGGUUCAUAUAUUGGAACAGGAUACUACGAUCAGGGAAUUGCGCCGUACUAUAAAGAGAAUGGAAGAAGAUAUGAAUUCCAAGAUGAAUGAGAGCAUUCUGAUCGAAACCAGCAAUCGGAUCAACUCUCACGAGUCGCGAUUACUCCAAAAGGAUAUUGCCAUAUAUGAACAUGAGGUGAAGGAAAUGAAGGAAAACCUCAGGAUAGCAAAGCUGGAUUUGUCAGCAGAGAUGAAUAAGCGAAAAACAAUUGAAGACGACCUUACGAGGCGGACCAUUGAGUUGGAGGAAUUUGAACUCAAACUGAAAUCAGCCAACGAGGCCGCCAGCAAGCUUCAGGAGAAGUUGGUAGAAAAAGAUCAGAGAAUAACCCAACUUGGAUCUGAAAUCAGCGCCGCGAAAUUCGAAUAUUCGGUGUUGGAAACGAGAUAUGCCAAGAGCAAGCAAGAUUGUGAGGAGGCUAAAUCUCGUAAUAAAACACUUACAUUGGAAGUGGCUUCCCUGAAAAUUGCACUCGCAGAAUGCAAAGAAGAACUUCGUCGAGGAUUGGAGGCCGUCAAGGAUCAAAAAGAAAAUAUGACCAAAAGGGAGAUCGAGUUGCGGAGGAGUUUGGAAUCGAACCUCGUCAAUCACAAUCUGUCAACUUCGCAUAGUCUCAUCAAUGCCUUUCAAUCACUGUCUUCUCAGAUAGAAACAAUCCAGAAAACGAAUUUAACAAGCGAUCAAGUGGCUGAGAUUCAACUCAAGAUCGGUGAACUCACUGCUACCAAUAAAUUUCUUGAAGGGAAGGUUAUGGAAUAUGAGGAAAAGGAGAACACUCUAGCGAAGCACUUGGCGGAAGCACAAGGUAACGCCGAAUCAGCUAAAGCAGAACUAGCGGAAUUGCAGAAGAAGCUCGUCGAAAUUGAGGGCAGCUCUACUCUGACACAUCAGUACUUGCUUGAAGAGUCGAACAAGAUUAAACAACAAAAAGCUGCGCUUCGGUGUGAAUUGAUAGAACUUCGCCGGGAUUAUAACAAAUUGAAGGAGAAACUGGAGAAGAUGGAAUCGAUUAAAGUGGAUGCAGAAGAGGUAGAAAAGCUGCGUGCUGAACUAGAAUCGUCUCGUCGACGAGAAGAGCACUUUAAAAAAGAAGAGGCUCGGUUGAAGGAGGAGUUAGAGUCAACGCAAGAAAAAAUGAGGGAGCUUGAAGAAGCGCUAAACAUAGCAAAACAACAACAAGGAGACGUAGAAGUAGAGCAAAGCAUGAAUAGUGAAUUGCGUGAAGAACUUAAAAAAGCGGAAGCAAAGCUCAUUGAACUCUAUCAGAUGGUGGACACAGUAGACACGCAGUGCGAGCAGUACAGGCUACUCAAGAAACGAGCUGACGAGACCAGGCAAAAGGCUUUGGAUGAGUGUUCUCAAAUGGCCACUAAGUUACGCGAAACGCAGCGCGAACUGGAACUUCAAAAGGCGUCUGAAGUUGAGGUCAAUCAGUUGAGGGCUGAGAAGGAUCGUCUAGAAAUGAAAAUUCGUUAUCUCAAUGAUGAACUACGUGAGACUCACAACGACUAUCGGGCUGAAUUAGCCCAACUGGCUCGUCAGAUCAGUGAGAGCAAACACAAGGAUGCCACCGAUAACGAGUCUUAUGUUCAGAAGAUUGACGAGUUGAAUAGGAAAGUAGGUCAAAUGGAGAGUACUUCUCGAAGUGCAAGACGGCAUUUGGAAGAGUUGAAGUCGGAAAAUGAGAAGUUGCAGGAACAGGUUUCUGAUGUCGCUGCUCGUGAACGAGAAGUCGCAAAUGAGAACAAAAAACUGCGUUCUGGUUUGGCGGAAGCGGUAUCGAAGAUCGAACAAUAUAAAAAAGAAGCUGAAAGUUGUAAAGAGAUGUGUAAGGAGAUGGCGGAGCAACUUGGUGCAAAUGAAGAGCAAAUUCGUAAGUUGGAGGAUGAGGUAGCGAACCUUGAGGAGACGUUGAGAGAAAAAGAAAAGCUCGAGGAAUAUCUUCAAUCACAAGUGAAGGCAAAAGACAUGCCCAAACUCAGCAGACGCAGUACUCUUCUACGAACACCCUCAGAUAUAUCACUGGAAGUGAUCGACCCCGUCAUCGUUGAAGAGUUAGAGAAUGAGAAAUCGUCCCUACUGAGAGAGCUGGAAGAGAAAAAGAAAGUUCUGAUGUCGCGAAAAAUGAUGCCACCCCCUCUGCCGAAGGAUCAUCGAUGUCUGCCAUCUCCCAUAUACAGUAAUCCGUACAGCGUCACGCCAACGAGAAAUCCAUUGGUGACAUUGCAGUCGAAAUCUGUCGGAGAUGUUCGGGAUUCAUUUACUCAGAAUAAGUCAUCUGCAGUUGCUACUUCAAAACCACAAAAAGCGAUAAUGCGGCAUGAUAUCCCUCACAGCUGGAACGAAGUCCGUAAAUUCGGUGUGUUCAGCAUCAAGUGCGCCGUUUGUUUCGUUGGAGUGCCAACGGUGAGCUCUUAA
Molecule: messenger RNA, 2610 nt
Organism: Haemonchus placei
Lineage: Eukaryota; Metazoa; Nematoda; Chromadorea; Rhabditida; Trichostrongylidae
Source: the annotation of a GenBank genome assembly